CCCAAACCGCCCUGACCCGCGAUCGCGACAAGCUACUCCCCUCCACCCAUCUCGACCCAAAUCCCCACGACAGCUCGCCCUCGAUUCCUCCAAACAACCGCAGUCAUGACGUCCACAAUUGGCAUUCCCAUCAAGCUCCUCAACGAGGCACAGGGCCACAUCGUCACCCUCGAAAUCACAUCAGGCCAAACUUACCGCGGCAAGCUCCUCGAAGCCGAAGACAACAUGAACGUCCAGCUCAAAGACAUCACCGUCACCGCCCGCGACGGCCGCGUAUCCCACCUCGACCAGGUCUACAUCCGCGGCUCCCACGUCCGCUUCUUCAUCGUCCCGGACAUGCUGCGCAACGCCCCCAUGUUCCGCUCCCGCAACGUCCGCGGUCGCGGUGUCGGCAUGGCGCGUGGUCGCGCGACUGUGAGCAGGGCGAGGGCCAGCGGGCGCGGAGGACGCUAGGAUCGCAAUCCGCAUUCGCAGCAUGCCUCUUCGACUCGGCCUUGAAGAAACAUAGACCGCCCGCGAUAAGGACUUUUUGCGCGUGGGAGAGAGAGAGUGGGGAAGAGAGCAAGAAGACACCAAAGGGGAGGACUUUCGAGACGAGACACAGCGCGCAUUUUUCCUUUUACGACGGACGCUGCUCUUCCGUCUUUUGAAGAGUCGGAGGAAAGGUCGGGUGAGGAGACUUUUGGACUCUCACUCCAGGGGAACCCGGGGGCUGUUCAGCAUCGUCCCCCGGCGACAAAAAAGUUCCAGGCGUUUUAUGGGGGUUUUGAAAGUUUCACGGGGGAAAGUCCCCAAGUAUUGCAAAGGCGGAUACCAGCCGUGGGAGGGCCAGGGAAACACAUAUGACAGUGCGAGGCACGAUACUUGAGGCCUGAGUUCUCCCGAGGAGAACAAAACCCAGGCAGUCUGAGGAUGUCACUCGCCUGCCAGCAUGUGGGAAAUGACGGUCGCUAGGGUAGGCCUCACUCUUUCUCUAAUCUUGAAGAGCCAGCCGUCAUCCAACCCUCAGCUGACACAGAAAGCUAGGCGUCAAUGCUAGAAAUACCGCAGCAAUAGAAUGCAAACGCCUCUCUCGGCG
This is a messenger RNA of Colletotrichum scovillei, 1078 nucleotides long. RefSeq names its product LSM domain-containing protein. Lineage: Eukaryota; Fungi; Ascomycota; Sordariomycetes; Glomerellales; Glomerellaceae. Gene Ontology annotation, biological process: RNA processing; spliceosomal snRNP assembly. Gene Ontology annotation, cellular component: precatalytic spliceosome; catalytic step 2 spliceosome; pICln-Sm protein complex. The record is from RefSeq and is a predicted model, not a curated record. Gene Ontology annotation, molecular function: RNA binding. The coding region runs from base 106 to 453 and encodes 115 amino acids. The transcript is spliced from 3 exons.